GCAGCCGGGGAAGAAACCUCUCAGCUGCCUUUCUUCGUUGGCGGCCUGCUGGUGGCCUUGGCUGGCGUUGGCGCGCUUGCGUUCGGAGGUGAGAGCUACGACAACGUUGACGACAAAAAGGUUGUCAAGGAGUACUUCAACAACGCAGGCUUCGAGAGAUGGCAAAAGAUCUAUGGCGAGACUGAUGACGUGAACCCGGUCCAAAAGGACAUCCGUGUCGGCCAUGCUCAGACUGUGGACAAGAUCUUGGGAUGGCUGGACCCAAACACAAUCGCUGGGAAAACGGUCUGUGAUGCAGGGUGCGGAACAGGCAGCUUGUCCAUUCCACUGGCCAGCCGCGGGGCUAUGGUGAAUGGCAGCGACAUUAGUUCUGCCAUGGUGGGCGAGGCCGAAGUCCGAGCGAAAGCGUCGCUUCCGACAGAGCAGGUGCCGAAGUUCUCAACAUCGGAUCUGGAGGCGAUCUCCGGCGAGUACGACACGGUGUGCUGCGUGGAUGUACUCAUCCAUUAUCCGCCAGACAAGAUGUCGGGCAUGGUGCAACAUUUGGCAGGGCUCAGCAAAGAGCGGCUGAUCCUGUCCUUCGCACCCAAGACCUGGUACUACAAGCUGCUGAAGCGAAUCGGAGAGCUUUUCCCUGGCAAGUCCAAGACCACUCGUGCAUACCUCCAUGAUGAGGCUGACGUUGAGGCUGCACUGCGCGAAGCAGGAUACCAAGUCACCCGCAAGGAUAUGACAGCCACCAACUUCUACUUUUCCCGCCUCUUCGAGGCCAAGCCGGUUGCAUCGUGA
This is a messenger RNA of Symbiodinium pilosum, 789 nucleotides long. The record is from the annotation of a GenBank genome assembly. NCBI's taxonomy places the organism in Eukaryota, Dinophyceae, Suessiales, Symbiodiniaceae.